CGUAUUUCCUGUUUUUAAAAAAACACACACACAAUUUUGAAUCCUUCUUCCCUCCCUUCAGGCCAGGUUUCCGGAAGGGCGGUUGGCUUUUGUGCGCCAUCGCGGGAGGAAGGAGGUCACGAUGGAGGAGCGGGUGAGGAAAGGAAACAAUCAUAUUUCUACCUGCGGUGGCAUCGCAAUUGGAAAGGCUGUGUUGAAUGGAAAAGGCGGCACCCUGACAUCACCUUGUAAGGGGCCUUGUGCUGAGUGCAUGACAGAUCCAACGAUAAGAGGUACACUGGUGGUACAAUCCGAGGAUGAAGAUGGUGGCGGUCAACCUCCCACAGUAGUGCAUUUUGGGGGUCCUGAGGGAAUAGUUAAAUACUGCGGAAAUUGCCCCGUAGUGAAGGAGGAACCUGAAGAAGCCCCCGCCCAGCAAUGGGAAACGCGGUGGCAGGAGUUCCUGACUUCAGUGGAGGAUUCUUCUUCGCUGCCAGAAGCCCCCCACUUUCCGCAGGAGCCAGCCCCCUGGAACGACACUCCGGCCUUCCUGGCCUCCUUUGAACAAGUGGCCAAAGCAUAUCAGUGGCCAGAGGAAGAGUGGGCGGGUCGCCUCCUUCCGACUCUUAAGGGGGAAGCCGAACUGGCCUUCAGCAGCCUGGAGGAUGAAGAAAGAGAGGAUUAUCGGAAAGUGAAGGCAGCCAUCCUGAGAGGCGACACCCUGAACCAAGAGAAGAGCCGUCAGUGCUUCCGGCGUUUUUGCUACCAGCAAGCAGACGGGCCGAGGAGCGCUUACAACCAGCUGCAGGAGUUUUGUCGGCAGUGGCUGAAGGCUGAGAGAAACUCCAAGGAGCAGAUCUUGGAGCUGUUGAUCCUGGAGCAGUUCCUGACCGUUCUGCCUCCAGAAAUCCAGGCUUGGGUCAAGAAGCAUCAUUUGCAGAGCGGCGCCCAAGCUGUUUCCCUGGCGGAAGAUUACGUGCUCAGUUGGAAGCCUGCGGUGAAAGAAGAGCAGACACCCGUGUCCCAAGUAGAAGGAUCCCCCCAUUUGUCACAGCUGGAGAAAACCCCAUCGGACGCUGGGCAGAGAUUACCUCCAUCCUGGGAAUCUGAGAUGGAGGAAGAUACAGACCUCUCUGAUACUGACUGGUCGGGUGGUGGGAUUUCCAAACAAAAGCAGUUGCAAGAUGUGUCUCCAGAAACAGGCGAUGGGUUUUCUCAUCAGGAAGAAGUAUCUGAGAGCUGGGAUGGAGAGAAAAGCAAAAAGGACAGCAUGAAAGCUAAUCAAACCGUGGACAAUCAGAAAACACACCAGAGUCAAAGCUGUUAUGUAUGUGGGAAGACUUACAACUUACCACUUCACUUGUAUAAAAGAAUCCACAAAAGGGGAAAAUUGUACAGAUGCUCCCAGUGUCAAAAAGGCUCAGUGCCGUUUAGGCAGUCUAGUUCAUCAGGGAAGACCCUCAAAUGUUUGGUUUGUGAGAAGGUUUUCUGUAACAAGAAGAACCUCAGAAGGCACCAGAAGACCCAUACAGGAGCUAAGCCGAAUAUCGGUUCUGGAGAUGGUUUCAUGACAAGAUUUUCCCAUCAGAAAAACCACGCAGACGGCAAAUUAUCUCUGCCGCCCCCUGAAAUAACGGUGUAUUUGUGUGGUAUUUGUGAGGCAAGCUUCAACAGCACCUUGGAUCUUGAUGCACACCAGAGAAUCCACAAAGGACAAAACCCCUCUGAGCGUGGAAAAAAUUCCAGUCAAGAGACAGACCUGAGAAAGCAUCAGGAAACACAAUCUCUAGAGAAGCCCUUUGAAUGCAUCGACUGUGGAAAGCGUUUUGUAUGGAUGACAUCAUGUAAUAAACAUCGGAGGAACCAUUGUGGGAAUAAGACCAGCACUGGUGCUCUGCUUUCAGAUACAUGUAUCCAAAAAGAAAUGAAUAAAAAUCCCUACCCUAGUCCAGAGAAACUUAAAACACUUCAGAAUAUCCACAGGGGAGAAAAAACCCAUCAGUGCACUAUCUGUGAAGAGAGGUUCACUGACAGUUUGUCACUUGAGGAACAUAAAAAGAUGAUCCAUAACAAAAAGAACUCGGCACCUCUUCUCCAAUCACAUCUAAGUCAGCAUGAGCAUGUCCACACUCAAGAAAUGCCGAGUGGGUCUGUCAAUAUUGGGGAGAGUUUCAUGUUGAGUUUAUCCUUUGAAAGUCAAAGAACAAAUCGUGAGGAAAAGAAUCAAGGACCUCUUCUGAAAAGCCCACAUAAGCACAAGUGCUUAGAGUGUGGAAGAACGUUUGACCGGCCCUCACGCUUAAAGCAACACCAAUUCAUCCAUUCCGGAGAAAGACCGUAUCAAUGCACUGACUGUGGAGAAAGGUUCCUGUGGACUUCAUCACUUGAUGUUCACAAAAAAAGAUUCCAUAAACAAAAUAAAAGUUAUAGUAAGUCAAAAUCCUGUAUGUGCUCUGAGUGUGGGAGGACAUUUAGCGGGCCAACCUAUCUGUCCCAGCACCAGCGUGCCCACACCAGAGGGAAACCCGCUCAAGAUGUCAACCCCGGAGAAAGUACCACGGGGGGUUCGUCACUUGAUUUGCACAGUACGAAGGUCCAUGAUGGGAAGGAACUGGUUCCUUCUCUCUCUGAAGUGGGCCAUAAGGACAGGAAAUCCUUUACAUGUAACAUAUGCGGGAGGAACUUCAGUCAGGGAUCCAACCUAAGGAAGCACCAACGACUUCACACAGGCGAGAAACCUUAUCAAUGCACUGACUGUGGGGAGCGAUUCAUGUGGACUUCAUCACUUAAUUCUCACAGAAAGAAGACCCAUAAACGAAAGAAAGUGUCUCAUAAGAAGGUGAAUACUUUUGUGUCUCCUGAGUGUGGGAAGACAUUCAGCGGGGCAAGCUAUCUGGCCCAGCACCAGCAAGUCCACAUUGGUUCCACUACAUGUCCCACAUGUGGGAAGAACUUUAAUCAGUUAUCCGACCUAAAAAAGCACCAACGCAUCCACACAGGCGAAAAACCCUAUCAGUGCACUGAUUGCGGGGAGCGAUUCACAUGGAGUAAGUCUCUUGGUCUGCAUAGAAAAAACUUCCAUAAGGGGAAGAAACUGGUCCCUGUUUUGCAAAGAAUAACCGUAAUUCCAGGGGAAUUCCUUCUAUGGUCUGAGAUGGGGGAAAAAGUCAACCAGGCAAAACACGUAACAAGACCUUCAGAUGGGUGCAUCAAAGAGAAACCGUAUAAACACACCGACUCUGAGGAGAGUUUCAUAUCACCUUUGUCUCUGGGAAAGGACGGUGAGAGAAAGAAAGCGGAGCUGUCAAGGAGCGCUGAUAAGAAGAAGGAAGCCCACACGUGUUCUGAGUGCAAGAAGAGUUUUGAGUGGGCCUCACAACUGCGACGACACCUGCGGGUCCACAGCGGAGAAAAGCCCUUUCAGUGCCCCGACUGUGAGGAAUGUUUCACAUGGAGCUCAUUGCUUGAUAGCCACAGAAUGAAGGCUCACACUGGAAAUAAACCCAAUGCCUGUUCAGAGUGUGGGAAAAGCUUUGACUAUCCAUCACAACUGAAAAAACACCAACGAACCCACACAAGAGAGAAACCCAAUCCGUCUGCUAAUAGUGAAGAGAGGUCUGAAGAUCAUGACACUGGGAAAGCAGGAGGCGCUGUUAAGCAGGUGCAAAAAUAUGUAUGUGCCAAGUGCGGGAAAUGCUACAACAAAGCGUCAAAACUAAGAACACACAGCCGCCUCCACUCUGGAGAUAAGCCAUUUCAAUGCUCUGAAUGUGGGGAAAGAUUCAUGUGGAAUUCGGGUCUUUAUCGACAUACAAUGAAGAUCCAUAAAAGAACAAAACCCCAGCCACUUCUGCAAAGGGGAUCAGCUGAUGGGGAGGAACCCCAGAAAGAUUCCAGGUCUGAAAAACCCAACAAAGGGCAGUUGUAUCUACUAAAGGAGCUGGGCAUAUGUAACCAGGAGAAAUCCUACCUUUGCUCUGAGUGUGGAAAAUGUUUCUGGAAGGAAGCAAAUCUUACAAGACACCGACAAGUCCACCUCAGGGCAAAGAUGUGCAAAUACGAGUAUCAAAGCAGUUCCAUUCUUAAGGAAAGUCUUGAGAAAGGUGAGAGCCCUCACUCUGAACUGCAACAGAUGUCUGUACAGAUGUCUGAAAAGAAGCCUCUACAAAUCUUGAGUCACCAGGAUGAAGGCGAGCAGAUAUCUGAAGAGGAGUCUCUACGACCCUUGAGUCACCAGGAUGAAGGCGAGCAGAUGUCCGAAGAGGAGUCUCUAGGACCCUUGAGUCACCAGGAUGAAGGCGAGCAGAUGUCCGAAGAGAUGUCUCUACAACCCUUGAGUCACCAGGAUGAAGGCGAGCAGAUGUCUGAAGAGAUGUCUCUACAACCCUUGAGUCACCAGGAUGAAGGUGAGCAGAUGUCCGAAGAGAUGUCUCUACAACCCUUGAGUCACCAGGAUGAAGGCAAGGAGAUGUUUGAAGAGAUAUCUCUACAACCCUUGAGUCACCAGGAUGAAGGCGAGCAGAUGUCCGAAGAGAUGUCUCUACAACCCUUGAGUCACCAGGAUGAAGGUGAGCAGAUGUCCGAAGAGAUGUCUCUACAACCCUUGAGUCACCAGGAUGAAGGCAAGGAGAUGUUUGAAGAGAUAUCUCUACAACCCUUGAGUCACCAGGAUGAAGGCGAGCAGAUGUCCGAAGAGAUGUCUCUACAACCCUUGAGUCACCAGGAUGAAGGCAAGGAGAUGUUUGAAGAGAUAUCUCUACAACCCUUGAGUCACCAGGAUGAAGGCGAGCAGAUGUUUGAAGAGGAGUUUCUAACACCCUUGAGUCACCAGGAUGAAGGCGAGCAGAUGUCAGAAGAGGAGUCUCUAACACCCUUUCUAACACCCUUGAGUCACCAGGAUGAAGGCGAGCUGAAAUCAAUCAAUCCUGAAGACCCAGGAGAAGUUUGAGGAAAACCUUGUUUGCCGAAAAAAAAAUUGAUUCCAGAAUCUAUGCUGUGGAAAAUAUUUGAAAGUUUUUAUACCUUUAAGAAAUACAAAUACUAUUGCUUUAGAGUUGGCAUUAAAUUAGGUAAUGAUUUAAAAUAGAUGUACGUAUUUUCCCCAAAGUUUGAUAGGAACGUCUGUAGCUUUCAUUUUUUAUAUUGCUUGUUUAAAACUUAAAAUUCCAGGAGAACAACAUGUAUCUGAUCCCAGAUAAAUUUGAAAUAAUGUGUUCAUCAAGAUAUAUUACAUAUUGCUGUUGAUCAUUGUCAGUAACCUCCCACAUAGUGUGGAAAGUCAAUGGGUGGGAUUACUUACAAAGUUUUACUUAAUAGUGUACUGUACUGUUUUCCCCUCUUUUAUGGAUAUGAUUAUCAGUUGCUGUUUUAGUGUAGUUCAACAAGGGAAACCCCAAUAAAAUGCAUUUUAUCCAAAA
This is a messenger RNA of Anolis carolinensis (green anole), 5396 nucleotides long. Its product is annotated as zinc finger protein 850. The transcript is spliced from 5 exons. Gene Ontology annotation, molecular function: DNA-binding transcription activator activity, RNA polymerase II-specific; RNA polymerase II cis-regulatory region sequence-specific DNA binding. Gene Ontology annotation, biological process: regulation of transcription by RNA polymerase II. The coding region runs from base 122 to 4927 and encodes 1601 amino acids. The record is from RefSeq and is a predicted model, not a curated record. Gene Ontology annotation, cellular component: nucleus. Lineage: Eukaryota; Metazoa; Chordata; Lepidosauria; Squamata; Anolidae.